AUGGCCUCGGCCCCCUUCCCGCCCGUCGCGGCGUCGGCGGCCUCCGCGCCGCCGCGCCUGGCCCCGCGCCACCCCUUCGCCGCCGCCGCCGCCGCGCGCCGCUCCUCGCUCUCGUUCCGCCCCGCCGCGCCGCGCCGGCCCGUUCUCCUCCGGCCCCGCUCCUUCGCCGUCGCGGCUAACACCCUCCGCUGCACGCACCGCCGCGCCGUCUCGCCCAGGUCGAGGAGACGCGCGCAGGGGCUCGGCGCGGCGUCCGCGUUGGCUGCGUCGGCCUGGGGCGCCGGCGAGGAGAAGGGCGGUUGCCUCUCGUGCUUCCCUAAGAGCAGGCGGGGCAGGUCGGGGCUCGCGAGGUUCGCGCCGUGCGCGCUCCCGCACGCCUCGGGAGUAUCGUUUCGCAGCCGGUUGAGCGGGUCCAAGGUCAGGCCUAGCCAUAUAUUGCGCGCCGCUGGACCUGAUGAACCACAUGUUGCAAGUCCAACAUGGUCUGACACUUCCCUUGAUACAUCUGACAUGGAUCAUGCUAUUAGUAAGGAGGAGCUUGAAGAUGUUCUCAACACGCCGCUUCCUGAGCAUCCAAAACUAAUUCGUGGGCAAUUGAAGAAUGGCCUUCGGUAUCUUAUUUUGCCAAAUAAAGUUCCAGCAAACAGGUUUGAGGCUCACAUGGAAGUUCACGUUGGAUCAAUUGAUGAGGAGGAGGACGAGCAGGGAAUUGCACAUAUGAUUGAACAUGUCGCGUUUCUUGGCAGUAAAAAACGUGAAAAGCUUUUGGGGACCGGUGCGAGGUCUAAUGCAUAUACAGACUUCCACCAUACUGUGUUUCAUAUCCACUCUCCAACUAAAACAAAGGAAUAUGGUGAAGACUUACUCCCUUCUGUGUUGGAUGCAUUGAAUGAGAUAGCUUUUCAUCCAAAGUUUUCUUCAUCUCGUGUUGAGAAGGAGAGAAGAGCAAUUCUUUCUGAGCUCCAGAUGAUGAACACAAUAGAGUAUCGCGUUGAUUGCCAGUUGUUGCAACAUCUGCACUCAGAAAACAAACUGAGCAACAGAUUUCCUAUUGGACUUGAAGAGCAAAUACAUAAAUGGGACCCUGAUAAGAUCCGCAGAUUUCACGAGCGUUGGUACUAUCCUGCUAAUGCCACUUUAUAUCUGGUGGGGGAAAUUGAUGAUAUUCCUAGAGCUGUGCGGGAAAUAGAGGCUGUAUUUGAACACACUCUUUCAGAAAAUGAAGGAAACCUUGUACCGAGCUCUAGUCCAUUUGGUGCUAUGGCAAGCCUUUUUGCACCAAAGCUCCCAGGUGGCUUUGCUGCAAACCUAUCUGGUGAAAAAUCACCUGCCACAGAUAAAAUAAAGCCUGUAAAAAGGGAAAGACAAGCAGUUAGACCACCUGUAGAGCAUAAGUGGUCCCUUCCUGGUGUUGCUCAGGAUGCCAAACCCCCAGCAAUUUUUCAGCACGAGUUGAUUCAGAGUUUCUCUAUCAACAUGUUCUGUAAGAUACCUGUCAGCAAAGUUCAGACCUACAAGGACCUUCGUAGUGUACUCAUGAAAAGGAUAUUUUUGUCUGCCCUACAUUUUCGAAUCAAUACAAGAUACAAGAGCUCAAACCCUCCUUUUACGUCAGUUGAGCUGGACCACAGUGACUCUGGAAGGGAAGGGUGCACGGUCACUACUCUUACAGUAACUGCUGAACCCCAAAAUUGGAGAAGUGCAAUCAAAGUUGCUGUUCACGAGGUGCGAAGACUGAAAGAAUUUGGUGUUACAAUGGGAGAAAUGACCCGUUACAUGGACGCCUUAAUAAAAGAUAGUGAGCAGUUGGCUAUGAUGAUUGACAGUGUUCCCUCAGUCGACAACUUGGACUUCGUCAUGGAGAGUGAUGCACUUGGCCACACUGUCAUGGAUCAAUUGCAGGGACAUGAAAGUUUGCUUGGAGUUGCUGAAACUGUUACCCUUGAAGAGGUCAACACUGUUGGCGCGGAAGUACUGGAAUUCAUUUCGGAUUUUGGAAAACCCAAUGCACCCCUUCCUGCUGCUAUUGUGGCAUGUGUCCCCAGAAUGGUGCAUGUUGAUGACGUAGGUGAAACUGAAUUUGAGAUAUAUCCAGAAGAAAUCACAGAGGCCAUCAAGGCAGGUCUUGAGGAACCUAUUUACCCAGAGCCUGAGCUUGAGGUGCCAAAGGAAUUGAUCACCCAAUCAGAGCUCGAUGAACUGAAAUUGCAACACAAACCGUCAUUUGUUCCUUUAACCAAAGAGGAGAAUGUGGUGAAAGUGUUUGACAGUGAAACUGGUAUAGCACAACGCCGUCUUUCUAAUGGAAUUUCUGUCAACUACAAGAUCACACAAAAUGAAGCAAGGGUUGGUGUCAUGCGGCUCAUAGUAGGCGGAGGGAGAGCAACAGAAGAUUCUGAAUCAAAGGGAUCUGUCAUUGUUGGUGUUCGUACCCUGAGUGAAGGUGGCUGUGUUGGUAACUUUUCUAGGGAACAGGUUGAACUUUUCUGUGUGAAUAAUCUUAUCAACUGCUCACUGGAAUCAAACGAGGAAUUCAUAUUUAUGGAAUUUAGAUUUGCUUUAAGAGACAACGGCAUGCGUGCUGCUUUCCAACUCCUUCAUAUGGUCCUCGAGCAUAAUGUGUGGCUAGAAGAUGCAUUCGACAGAGCAACUCAGUUAUAUCUGUCUUACUAUCGCUCUAUCCCCAAAAGUUUGGAACGUUCUACAGCUCAUAAGCUUAUGUUAGCCAUGCUAAACCAUGAUGAAAGGUUUGUAGAGCCUUCACCACAUUCGUUGCAGAAAUUGACUCUUCAGUCAGUUAAAGAUGCUGUCAUGAACCAGUUUGUGGGUGGCAAUAUGGAGGUCAGCAUUGUUGGUGAUUUCACUGAGGAAGAAGUAGAAUCUUGUGUUCUUGAUUAUCUUGGGACUGUGAGGGCUGCAAGUUCUCCAAACACAGAGGAGCGUAUUGAAAAGAUUUCCUUCCGACCGUUUCCAUCAGAUGUUCAUUUCCAGCAAGUAUACAUGAAGGACACAGAUGAGAGAGCCUGUGCGUAUAUUGCAGGCCCUGCUCCUAACCGUUGGGGAUUCGCUACUGAAGGAAAUGACCUAUUUAAUGUUAUUCAGAGAUCUGAUGCUGAUGCAGAAAUAUCUGAGCAAGUAAACUUGGAUCUAACAGGGAAGAGACGCAUCGAUGUUCGCAGCCACCCUCUUUUCUUUGGCAUCACUUUGAGUCUGCUUGCUGAAAUUAUCAAUUCUAGGUUAUUUACUACAGUUCGAGAUUCCAUGGGAUUAACAUAUGAUGUUUCUUUUGAAUUAAACCUUUUUGACAAAUUGGAUCUUGGUUGGUAUGUGAUCGCGGUGACUUCAACUCCGAGCAAGGUCCAUAAAGCUGUUGAUGCUUGCAAAGGUGUUCUGAGAGGAUUACAUAGUAGCCGAAUUGUGGAAAGGGAGCUCGACCGGGCAAAGAGGACGCUGUUGAUGAAACAUGAGGCUGAGACGAAGACAAAUGCCUACUGGCUUGGUUUGCUAGCCCAUCUACAGUCUUCGUCUGUACCAAGAAAGGAUGUAUCAUGCAUCAAGGAAUUGACGACGUUAUAUGAAAGUGCCACGAUUGAGGAUCUGUAUCUUGCAUAUGAGCAUCUGAAAGUUGACGAUUCUUCUUUGUUUGCUUGCAUUGGGAUUGCUGGCGCUGAAGCUGGUGAAGAUACAAAUGAUGAGGAGCCUGAUAUGGAUCUUCAUGGCAUGGCUCCCAUGGGAGGCCGGGGGUUUUCAACAAUGACCAGACCAACCACAUGA
Messenger RNA from Miscanthus lutarioriparius, 3774 nucleotides. The record is from the annotation of a GenBank genome assembly. NCBI's taxonomy places the organism in Eukaryota, Viridiplantae, Streptophyta, Magnoliopsida, Poales, Poaceae.